AUGGAAGAGCAAAGUAACCAAGAGAACCCUGUGCAACUAACAUCGUGUGACACUGGGGGAACAACCAAUGAUGUCUCUCAUUCAGCUGAGGGUCAUCUCAUUUCAAACCCAAAAUUUGGCAUUGCAGCAUCAUCUGGAAGAAAUGGGAGCCACUGGACUUGCUUUCCUAAACCAUCUCAUAACUAUGUUGAGUAUCUUUCGGAAUCCUCAACUUAUCUGCCAAACACUUCCACUGAUUACAUGAUGGGGGGUAGUUAUCUACCUGUCGGCAACAUCAAUGAUGGUAACGUGGUUGAUGGAUCGGACAGAAACUUCUUUUAUAAUGAUCCAGGAAAAGUCUGUGCCUUUAAGCCUAUUGGUUCUUCAAGUAAUGACCUUGACAUUAGGAAGGUGGGGUUUUGGAGAGCUGAUGAAGGAGAGGAAGUAAUUAAAGUUGAAACUGAAAGCAGUCAAAAUUUUCUUUAUGCAGAGAAUCAUGCUUUAUGGACAGCAGAUUCUCUUGGAGAUAAGCAUAAUGCUUCACAUGAUCCAAUGGUAAUGGUUGGUGCACCUGCUUUACUUCCCAAACCGGGAAGCAGCUCCUCAAAAGAGAAAGCACGUAUCACUGACCGUCAACGAAGGCAACGUAUCGCUGAUAACCUCAAAGCCUUACACGAAUUGCUUCCAAAUCCAGCAGAGAAUGACCAGAAAUUGGAACAAAGUGGAAGUAGAUUGCAAGCGGAAUCAACUGCUAUACCUCUAGUUUUUCAUGAGGGUUAUGGGCACUAUAUCAACCAACAGAUGCUGAACGAACCCCUUGAGGAGAUAAUGGGGAAACUGCUUGAAGAACAUUCAGCAGCAGCUGGUCAGCUACUAGAGAGUAAGGGUCUAUUCCUGCUGCCUAUGGCUUUGGUUGAUGAGUUGAGUGAGGCUAUGCAAAUGUUUGGGGGGAGUGCACUUGCCUGA
This is a messenger RNA of Sphenostylis stenocarpa, 945 nucleotides long. The record is from the annotation of a GenBank genome assembly. Lineage: Eukaryota; Viridiplantae; Streptophyta; Magnoliopsida; Fabales; Fabaceae.